AUGGUUUGUUCGUCUUCCAAACCGCUUUCUUCUCCGCCCACCAACUUCCUGACACCGUCAUCCCUGUCUACCCUGACACACAGCCAUCAAUUCGCUGCCUCAUCUCACACAGUCAUUCCAGCACUUCCCAACAGACGCAAGAUGACUCGAAACGUCCUGGCAGCGAUGACUGCGCUCUACCACCGGCUGACUACUCCGGCAUCAGCUAUGACGACACCAACCAGCAGCAAGCCUACGAUGUCUACGAGGUUGCCUGAACGUGUCCUCGAGCCUACUACGUUGGAGGAGCUGCCGACAGAGAUCAUCGGUCUGAUCUUGUACUUCUGUGGCGAUGUAGAAGUAGCCUGUCUAGGCUUGACUUCACGCUACAUUCACGCCGUCGCGUCGCACUUCGGCCUGCCGCGUGGCCUCAAUAUCGAAGCAUCUGAAGCGCUAUGCCAGCUGCUAGAGCCCCUUGCGCCUGGAUACAGCUAUUGCAGAAACCAGGGAAAGCUGAUCGCCUUCUCUGCCCGAAGCCUCACUGAUCGAAUGCUCGCUUACCACGACUGCGCCCCGCAAGCAGGCCGCACUGAAAUCCCACCUGCAAUAUUUGCAGCCAGCGACUGCUUCAAGCUGCCGUGGUGCACGGCCCGACUCAUCACCAACCGCCAUUUCCAUGGUCCCUCACACGGCCUCCCAGUGUCAGCAAUAUCGCAUGCCCAUGGAACUGGCAUUGGCUAUUAUACCCACUUUCACCAGGCCUGGGACGCGAGAGUGACCUGGGUCGGCGAGCUGAUGCUGCGCUGUACUCGGACAUGGUGCAGCAGAAAAGGUGCUCUGUCUAUCACAAUGGGCCGGGAUUUGCAUCUGAUCGCCGUGUGUCUCCAUAUAAAGACGGACUACCGCAAAGACCAUCUCGGAUGUCGUCGCUACGACAUUGGAAGCCGCAAGUACUAUUCACACAGGAUCUGCGCCAAGUGCGGGACUGAGUGUGACAUCCGCAUCGGCCCGGCCACAGGUAAUGUCGCAGUCGAGGGCCGCUUUCCGAAUGAAACGGAACCGCUCUGGACGGUGACGGUAACCACUUACUACAAUCUCGGCACUUGUCGGUCUGCAGAUGCUUACAAGUGGGCGGUCUUCUCAAAAGGACUCAACCUGAAGCAUGAAGCUAGAUAUAGAACCCUCAAAGCUCAGUGGGACAUUUCGCCGGCCUAG
Molecule: messenger RNA, 1194 nt
Organism: Microdochium trichocladiopsis
Lineage: Eukaryota; Fungi; Ascomycota; Sordariomycetes; Xylariales; Microdochiaceae
Exons: 1
Coding region: 1-1194 (397 amino acids)
Source: RefSeq, a predicted model, not a curated record